AUGGAGGACCAGCUGCGGGGAAAGAUGAUGCACACGACGUUCUCUACCUCUCUUAUAGCUCCCACGUCAACAACCCUCCCAUCGCUCGCCGACGAUGUCUCCGAUAAGAUCCAGGCGCUGCUGGCUCUGCAGACGAUGACUUUCAAGCCGACCGACAGCGAGAUCCGCAUUGAGAACGACAGCACGAUCAACGGCGUAAUGAUAGGUCUGCUGAGCUCCUUUGGAAGCGCCAUGCUCAUCGCCCUGAUCUUUUUCGUCGUCUACUUCUUCAGGUACACUAGCAGCGGACGCAUUUUCCUGGAUCGGAUGGGGAGGCCGGGAGAGUUUGAUGAUGAGCAGGCAUAUGCGAGGGAGGAGGCGGAAGCCCUGGAGGGAAUGGACGACUUGCAGAGGACAGAAUAUCUGAGGGCUAAAGCGUUCAUUCAAGCGAACCCUCCAGACUCGUUACCAACCGAUAUUUCAUUGUCUCAGUAUUUGGCGAUUCAAGAGAAGGGUGUCUCAGCAUGGGAGUUCGAGCCAGAGUUGGAAAUUGCCAACUGUUUCGUGGAAGGGAGGACCGAAAUCGAGUUCUUCGACUCGGAAUGCUCAACGUUGACGAACCUACCGAUACCGAAGCAGAACGAGGUGUACUACUGGGAAUCGAAGAUAUACGAUAAGCCGGAGUCGACUUUGAUUAGCAUAGGUGUCGCUACGAAGCCGUACCCCUUGUUCAGACUACCCGGCUGGCACAAGUAUUCCGUUGCAUACACGUCAACUGGGCACCGCAGAUAUAAUCAACCUUUCAGCGGGCCAACAUAUGGACCGCAGUUUGUUCAAGGAGAUGUCAUUGGAGUAGGAUAUCGCCCUCGAACUGGGACCAUAUUCUUCACCCGGAACGGCAAGAAGUUGGAAGAUGUUGCCCACGGCCUCAAAUCCCACAACCUGUUCCCCGCUGUCGGAGCAAAUGGUCCCUGUACGGUGCACGUCAACUUUGGACAAUCGGGCUUUGUCUUUAUCGAGGCAAAUGUUAAGAAGUGGGGCCUCGCGCCCAUGACCGGCAGUCUUGCUCCACCCCCUCCAUAUGGCAGCGAACAAGGUAGCAUUUUGCUGGAAGCAGGAAGGGAAGGAGCUCAAAGCAGCCAAGGACAUUACCCCGACACGAGACACGGACGGACGAGGAGUGGGAAUUUCAGGUACGGACCUCCUACGAGUCCGGGACCAGUUCGCUCGCCGACAGAUAUUUCACUUGCGCACCUCACCCACUUCCCUUCCAACGACGGAUCAGGAGAGUCGAGUGCAGCACAAGCCGUCUCAACUCCCGAGCAUGCAACUACCACAGUCCAAAACGUCGGACUUGGUGUAUCCGAGCCACCGCCUGAGUACACCAGCCCUCGCCAAUCAAACGCAAACAGCCCCCGGGGAAGUGUGGAUAGUGAGCGGGCCCCCUUAAUUAGGCGAAAGAGCACGCCUCCACCAAUACCUACCUACAAUGACGCUGUAGCUGAGGACCGGGCAAGGGAGCGGGCUCAGAGCCAGAGUCAAACUACUAGGGGUCGGAUUGACAGCAACCGGGGAUCUGGAUCUAGAUGA
Messenger RNA from Drepanopeziza brunnea f. sp. 'multigermtubi' MB_m1, 1569 nucleotides. RefSeq lists its product as uncharacterized. The record is from RefSeq and is a predicted model, not a curated record. Gene Ontology annotation, cellular component: endoplasmic reticulum. Gene Ontology annotation, biological process: protein transport to vacuole involved in ubiquitin-dependent protein catabolic process via the multivesicular body sorting pathway. Gene Ontology annotation, molecular function: protein binding. NCBI's taxonomy places the organism in Eukaryota, Fungi, Ascomycota, Leotiomycetes, Helotiales, Drepanopezizaceae.